AUGGCUGACAAGAAUGGUGCACUUCCACUGCAUCGCGCAGUGCGUCAUGGAAACUAUGAGGCUGUACAGGCAUUGAUCGAUCAAGACGACUCUGGAAUCAUGGUCUUGGACAAUUUCGAGUUUACCCCACUUGGUAUCGCUUGUCAACUCGGCUGGAAGAAAUGCGUUGAGAUACUUUUACCAAAGUUGAAGCCAGGAAGCGAUAUACCAGAAACUGCCGUUGGACUGGCGGUCGAAAACGGUCAUCAUUCCAUCGUCCAACGCCUAUUAGAAUGGGAUGAGUCCUUGAUCAAUCACUGCCAGGAACCUUUUCUACGCGCUACUAGGAAGGGUCAAGUGAACAUGGUCAAGUUCCUCGUCGAACGAGGGGUCAACAAGUUUUACAAGGAUGAACAAGGCCAAACAGCAUUGCACAAAGCGUGUAUAUCUGGCGAAGCAGAAUUGGCGCGAUUCUUUAUAGAGGACAUGAAGAUGGACCCGGACUCAUCCGACGACUCUCAGCGAACCCCUCUCUAUUUUGCCGCGGAGAGAGGCUACACCGAGAUAGUCGACUGCCUCAUCAAGAACAAAGCCAACGUGAAUGCGCUCGAUCGUCGCUGGGAGACACCGCUUUUCAAGCCUGCAGGUAAUGGCCACGUGGAAAUUGUUGAUCGUCUCCUUACCGCUGGGACUGACGCUACUAUCCUGGAUGCUUGGCAGAGAACUCCAUUACGCUUCGCCGCAUUGAAGGGCAGGGUUACUAUAGUGAAAAUGUUACUAGAGCGGACCAAUAUUCAGCAGGAUCUCCCAGAUUGGAUCGACCGGACAGUCUUACAUACGGCGGCAAAUUUCUUGAGAGAUGGUCAAGAGGAAGUUAUUGACCUUUUGGUCAAACACGGGGCUCAGGUGGAUAAAAAGACUGGGAAGACUGGAGGAGGUACUGCCUUGCACGAGGCUAUUCGUCGCGAGCAAGGUCAACCACCUCCCUCUGAAGCUCUCAUCCGACGGCUCAUCAAAGUCGGGGUUCCCAUAAAUGAAGUUGAUGCGAAUGGAAAGACGGCGCUAUUCUAUGCGAAUCUGAGUGGCAACGCAGCGAUAGCCAAGGUUCUACUAGAUGAAGGUGCCAAUCCCGACAGUGCCCCUUCCUCGUCCAUCAACAUUAGGAGCUUUACCCCGAUCCAUUUAGCUAUCCUCAGCGGUGAAGAUGAGUUUCUUCUCGCUAUGCUCGAUACGGAUUGGGGUCGGAAUGCUAUCACUCGCCAAGAUAAGGACGGUCGGACUGUGAUACAUGUUGCCGCUAUGCAUGGUGGGACGGACCUCCUGGCUCUUCUUUUGAGUCACCUAACAGGUGAAAGAGCUGCCGCAGUUGACACGCCUGAUGUGGAUGGACGAACGGCAUUACAUUUGGCGGCAAGUCAGGGUCAUCUCCAUAUAGUCAAGCAGCUACUCAGUUUCGGGGCGCUGGCCUAUGCCACUGACAAACACCGGUAUAUGCCUAUGCAUUUUGCUGCACAGGCUGGACAUGACGAGAUUGUCCUACAAUUGCUAGACACACUCCCCAGCCAGGUUGAACAAGGCUUAAGGUCUUUUCAGAGGCGGCUGAUUGAUCACCAUCCAUCUGACCAGAGUCUCCCGCCGACGCCCGUCUCAAUCACUGUGAUCGAAUUGGCAUUCUUGGAGGCUAUUUACAAGGCCGGUGCGAUAGUUAUGGUUCCAGGGCCGGGAGGAAAUGUACCUUGUCGCGUUGCAGACGUUUGGUUGAUUGAGAAUCGAACCAACCUGAUCAACCGUGUCGUCUCAGAGCUGGAAACAUGGGAGCAUGAUCGCCACAGCAUCCCAGGCACGGUAUUAAUGCGCGCCAUAUUUGGUGGACACAAUGAAGUUGUGAGACGAAUUCUUCAACGCCUGCCUCAUAUCCCACUUCAGGCGGAACAGUAUGAGUAUCCUAAUGCCCUGUCGUUAGCAUCAGCAUUGGGCCAUUCGGAGAUCGUGGCUCUGUUGAUCAAAGCUGGGGCUCUUGUUGAUGCUGUAACGGACAAGCAGAUAUCAGCGCUUCACUAUGCAGCAACUGAUGGUCACACAAAGGUUAUUGAAGAGCUUUUGAACCCUCGAGGUACCAAGGGCGCCAAUCCUGACCUUGCUCGUCUCAGCGAUGGAUCCACGCCGUUACAUCUCGCGGCGGAAAAGGGUCACAACGAUGCCGUCCGUGCGCUCGCCAACGUGGCCUUCUUCAACGCCACUGAUGAUAUUGGACAAACUCCCCUUCAUCGAGCUUGUCUCUCGAAACAAGAGACAACUGUUGAUGUUUUGUUGGAGUUUGCUGUCGAUGUACUGGCAAAGGAUGAUAACGGUUCUACGCCAAUGGAUUUAUGUAAGGAUGCCGGGUUCAGUGGAGAGGUGUUGCAACGGAUGCAAGAUCAGAUGGAUAAGCAACGUUUGAACUAG
Fusarium poae is the source of this 2424-nucleotide messenger RNA. RefSeq lists its product as uncharacterized. Gene Ontology annotation, molecular function: protein binding. The transcript has a single exon. Lineage: Eukaryota; Fungi; Ascomycota; Sordariomycetes; Hypocreales; Nectriaceae. The record is from RefSeq and is a predicted model, not a curated record. The coding region runs from base 1 to 2424 and encodes 807 amino acids.